GGGCUACGGAGACUCUUUGCAUCGCGGAGUAGUGACCCAGCAAUUGCGAUUGUGCGCGGGAAAACCUCUAUACCGCCAAUUGAGCCUCGAGCGUACGGAAGCCCCGGAGCUCCCCGUCCCACCAUCAGAGCAUACACAAGAAAAGGGCGAUUGAGAGGAAGACAGAAUGGCGCGCACAGUCGUAGGCUCAGCGGUAGUAGUGCGCGAGAAGUACUACUGGCCAGACGCGCAGCUCAACGUCUGGACGAUUGUAAUGCUGGCCACGGCGGGAACCAUAUUAGGCGUCUUUGCGCAGUUUAUGAUGAUCCAGAGUCAGAUGAGAUUGGGGACGCCUUGGAUAAUGCCCUACGGCGUAACUGUCGGCGCCCUGACCAUCAUCUGCAUCCUCAUCAUGCUGAUCCUGAUUGCGCAACGGCGGCUGCUCCCCGGCGUCAUGAUGCUAGCCAGCUUCAUCCUCUUCGUCCUCUUCGUCACCGGCAUCAUCGGCACCGCGCUGCAACUCUUCUCCGGCCCGAAUAUAAACCAGCUGUGUCAAACGUAUGUGAACAAUCAGAGACCGCGUGACCAAAACGUGAUUACGUUGGCGUGGUUGCAGCAGCAGAACAUCUGUCAAUGCUGGGACGCAGUCUUCGCCUUCUGGAUCAUCGGGAGCGUCUUUUUCGUCUGGAUGAUGGUCAUGGCCAGCCAAGUCAACCAAAACCAGUACGACUAGCCACAGCCGUCUCCUCUUGUUCUCUCCUCUCCAACCCCUAUUCGACCACACUCGACACCGAAACCACAAUCCAUAUUUCUUGUAUAUUCCUACUGACGCAGGUAUUGAAGUAACGAGG
Molecule: messenger RNA, 830 nt
Organism: Trematosphaeria pertusa
Lineage: Eukaryota; Fungi; Ascomycota; Dothideomycetes; Pleosporales; Trematosphaeriaceae
Exons: 3
Coding region: 167-712 (181 amino acids)
Source: RefSeq, a predicted model, not a curated record